Molecule: messenger RNA, 6630 nt
Organism: Pimephales promelas (fathead minnow)
Lineage: Eukaryota; Metazoa; Chordata; Actinopteri; Cypriniformes; Leuciscidae
Source: RefSeq, a predicted model, not a curated record
AUGUUGUAAUCAGUAACUGUUUAAUUUCAUACCAUUGAAGGGGCUUUCAUACCGAUUUGGUUCUAUAAGUUUUCAAACAUGAGCUGUAGCUAAAGACUGCAGCAUUACAUGCCUCUUGCCCUGAUGUUUAGUCGAGAUUGGCAGAUCGUUCAUUGAUAAAUUAGGCAGUGUUUGAUUAGCAGGUCUCUAGUGAUGGGAGGAGUCGGGCUUGCCCACCACAGACUGAGUGAAAGGCAGGCAGGCAGGCAAUGAAGAUGGUGGAUCCAGACACAUAACGGGAGGACCGUUAGAUCGCUGGAAACCACAGUCAACGGCACAGUGAAAUAUUUGGCACUAUCUGACUCUGCACCCAUCUGGAGUUGAGCUCCGACCCUGAUUAUUAGGAUCGACUGCAAGGCCCUAACUCGUCAACCUCGACGUCACUCUUUGCUUCGCCCAUAGUAGAUCGAUGAGCCUGGGAGGCCGUGCUUGAGUGGAGUCCUGCUGGAAGAAGUAAUGCUCUGUGUGUAGACCUUCCCCUCUUCCAAUCAUGAGCCACCAGGAGGCGCCACACGGCCAGGAGUUGAGAGAGGCGGCUGAGGCAGACCUGGAGCGUAGAGGCCCCGAGGGUCAACAGCCCCCCUCAUCCCACCGUAGACGCCACGACAACGGAGAUGGCAGCCGCUCCGGUCGCUCCCGCAACCACCACAGCAACCAUGGUACAGAGAAUAACCACUACCAGUCCCAACAGCAGGGGGCCCCGCGCUACCGCAGAUACGAGGGAUCAAACGGUGGGACGAACCGCACACGUCCCACGAGGAGACCAGCGGAAGAUGGUGAUCCCGAGCAGCAACCUGUUCAGCAGCCCAUACCACGACCUGCAGUGACACGCUACCGCAGACAGGGAGACAACGAGGCCCGACUUCGGGCACAGCAACAGAGACAGCGACAGCGGGAGAGGCAGCAGAGAGAUGCCGAGAGAACGGAACAGCACAGGCUGGAACAUCAACAGCAUCUCAUCUCCCCUACGCAAGCCAUGACGCCCGCAAGAGAGCCAGAGGAGGCUGAGGAAGACGAGGGAGAUGGUGGCAGCGCUUUGGCGCGAUCCGCCAGCACCGAGAGUGGCUUCCACAACCACACGGACCGGGCUGAGGGGGAUGCAGUCAUGGUUCUUGAAGCGGAGCCCGAAGACGAAAGCACAUACGGCAUCCCACUGCGUCCUGAAGCUGAGGAGUACACCGAGAGUGCCGAGUCAGAGCAACAGCACGGUGGUCCAGCUUACCUCCAACCCCAAUACCCACCUCAGCCACCGCCCCUACCUCGAGAUCCCCUGCCUAAUGCCGAGAGGCCCCAUGAUGCAGAGACGCUAAACCCCAACUACUCCAAUUAUGUUUACACUCAACCCAUGUACCGCAGUCCCACCGGAGAAGGAGAGGCCUGUGAAGGUGGAGCAACAGAAGAUCCAGAGCCAUACUCUGAGCCCUACACUGAAUACACCCCUCAGGAGCACGUUUACGAGGAGAUCACGGAUGGCCCCUCGACCAAAGCUGAGGGACAGACUCCACAACAGCGUAGGGCAGAGUUCAGGUUCUUCGAGCGUGAAUUGUACGAGCAACAGGAGGCAGUUGGGUCCAGGCUCCACCACUACGAUGAGCGAUCUGACGGAGAGUCGGACAGCCCUGAAAAGGAAGCAGAGUUUGCCCCUUAUCCCCGAGUCGACAGCUGCGAGCAGGAUGAGGACAUUGACCAGAUUGUGGCAGAGGUGAAGGAGAGUCUGAGCUCGCAGAGCCUGGACCGUGUCGCCAUGGGUCUGGACAAGGACGAUGAUGAAGAAGAGUGGACCAAGUCAGAGUCCCAUGGUCAAAUGGAUGAAAUCAAAUCCCCGGAGCCAAUAAUUGAAGGAGAGGAGGGAGAGCAGCCCCCCAGAAGUCCCUCAGAAGAGACAGCUCCAGUCGUAAGGAGCAGUCGUGAAAAGAGAGAUGCAAUCUCACUGGCUAUUAAGGACAUCAAAGAGGCAAUAGAGGAGGUGAAGACCAGGACGGUCCGCUCGCCCUACACGCCAGACGAGCCCAAAGAACCCAUCUGGGUAAUGAGGCAGGACCUGAGUCCCACAGCAGAAUCUGACCUGCAGCCUUCUCUGGGGGCUGAUUCUCCAGGCUCAGGCUCCACGUCCCCACAGGGGGCGGAGUCUUCCAGCCGUCCCCUGCCGCCACACGAGGGGAGCGACAGCUUUGAGUCUCCAUCUCCAGCCAGUAAAGAGUCAAGGAGAAGUCUUGCUUCAUUCCCAACAUAUGUGGAAGUACCAGGCCCAUGUGACCCAGAGGACCUCAUUGAUGGUAUUAUCUUUGCUGCUAACUACCUGGGAUCCACCCAGCUGCUGUCAGACAAGACGCCCUCCAAAAAUGUGCGCAUGAUGCAGGCUCAAGAGGCUGUGAGUCGCAUUAAGACGGCCCAGAAAUUAGCCAAAAACAGGAAGAAGGCUCCAGAAGGUGAAGCUCAGCCCAUGACGGAAGUGGAUCUCUUCAUCUCCACUCAGAGAAUCAAAGUGCUCAAUGCAGACUCACAGGAGACCAUGAUGGACCACCCUUUAAGGACCAUCUCUUACAUCGCUGAUAUUGGGAACAUCGUGGUGUUGAUGGCCAGAAGGAGAAUGGCUCGCUCUGACUCUCAGGAGAACAUGGAAGCCUCUGACCCUGCCCAGGACGAGAAGCGGCAAUACAAGAUGAUCUGUCACGUGUUUGAGUCUGAAGAUGCUCAACUCAUAGCUCAAUCCAUCGGCCAGGCUUUCAGUGUGGCGUACCAAGAGUUCCUGCGUGCCAAUGGCAUCAACCCAGAGGAUCUGAGCCAGAAAGAGUAUAGCGACCUCCUUAACACACAGGACAUGUACAACGAUGACCUCAUUCACUUUUCCAAGUCUGAGAACUGCAAAGAUGUUUACAUAGAGAAGCAGAAGGGAGAGAUUCUUGGGCUGGUGAUUGUAGAGUCGGGCUGGGGCUCCAUCCUUCCCACAGUUAUUAUAGCAAACAUGAUGCACGGCGGCCCGGCAGAGAAGUCAGGCAGGCUGAACAUUGGGGACCAGAUUAUGUCCAUCAAUGGUACUAGCCUGGUGGGAUUACCCCUCUCCACCUGCCAGAGUAUUAUCAAGGGAUUGAAGAACCAAUCCAGAAUAAAGCUUAACAUUGUGAGAUGCCCACCUGUGACCACUGUCCUCAUCAGAAGACCAGACCUGAGAUAUCAGCUGGGAUUUAGUGUGCAGAAUGGCAUUAUUUGCAGUCUCAUGAGAGGAGGGAUAGCAGAGCGCGGUGGGGUCCGUGUCGGCCACCGGAUCAUUGAAAUCAAUAGCCAGAGUGUUGUGGCCACCCCUCAUGAGAAGAUUGUACACAUUCUGUCUAAUGCAGUUGGUGAGAUUCACAUGAAGACUAUGCCGGCCGCCAUGUACCGCUUGUUAACAGCCCAGGAGCAACCAGUUUACAUCUAAAGCUACGACGCUUUCUCAAGCCUCCUGCCCCGUUGUCACCAGAUAUAACCUUAAUCUUGAUGUGAAAGUGUCAGGCCUGUGGACUGGUGACUGUGUGAUUGAAUCCACUGAAGCUCUGCUCAACAUGGCUCUCCAUGACUUCACUGCCUCCCCUGAGCUCUUCAUCUGUCCUUUUCUGUUGCUGUGAGUGAGAUUGCUGUGCUGUGUUGUUCCUCUCUGUGUGCACUGAAACGAAGCAGAGAGAGAGUGUGAGAAAUAUUUAAAGAGCCCCAUCAUAGAAAAUGGCGUCCUAUUGAAACCAGAUACCGACUCCUGUGUGAUGUGAGCGUUAGGUGUACAAAAAGGAGUUUGCCUUACCAUUCUUUUUUGCUGUUAUUUAUUUGAGCUUGGCAGUCAUCAAGCGUUUUAGAUUCAACUUUGAGGAAUGUCGGAGGAAUAUGGUGAAAAUAGCAAACUGUAACUUUAAUACAUGAAAUGGAGUUUGAAUUGAAUUGGUCACAACUUAACUUACAGGAUGUUGAAUUUGAAUUUGAACGACAGGAAAAUACAUUUACUGAAUUGCAAUUUCAAAGACAUUAAGCAGGUAUUAAACUCAUAAAAUAACUUUUCUUAACUGAUUACAUUUUCAAUUAAUACAGCCACCAACAUUUUUAUUUAGUUCAAUUCAAACCCUAACCACAAAAUGUACUUUGACAAAAAAAUUUUUUUUUUUUUUUAAAGUGACAUCUUUUGACUGGACACUAUAAGUAAACUAGAGCAUUCUGAGAAUUGAGUUUUCCAAUUAUGGUCCAUAAAAUGAAAUUGAAUUUAUUUGAUGCAAUGUAUUAAAUAUACUUUCCAAACAUUGCUAAUUUUAUUUAAUGCUUCUAAAAAUAGCUCAUAUGUUGCAUCUUUGAUCAUAUUUAUAGGUAAUUGAUACCGAAACACAAAAUACACUUACAUUUCUUUAACUUUAGCUUAAAUUCAAAUCUGCAUCCUGUUUGCUUAGAAAUGGACCAAACCAUUGAGUCCUGCGAAAAGGUUUUUUUAAACAGUUCCUAUCAAAAUGACGAUGAGCUUUUUGCUUCAUAGGAAUGUCUAGUACACUUAGAGUAUAUAUAUAUAUAGUAGAGCACAUAGAAAUUGUGGAUGAAAUGCCUUACAGAAUGAUGAUGCCAUAUUUUAAAAGAAAGUGUUUUGGAAAUAUAUAUAGGCUAUGGAGACUUGAGAAUAGUUGAUGUUUGAAUGGGACACGUUUUGGACAACCUCUUUAAAUAAACACACAUAUAUUACAGUCAGGGGAAAGUGUCCUAAAAAUUAACCAUUGUGUUUUACUGUUUUUUUUUUAAUUGAUGUGCAAUAUUUUGUUGUUGUUGUUGUAAAUGAAAACAUUCCUUAUUUUUAUGCACAGAAAACCUUCCUUUUUGUCUUAAGCGUCUGUCAAUGAAAUAAUAUUGCAAAUUAAAUAUGCCCAUAUUAGUAGCAUUUUCUUUUAAACAUUUAUACUUGGAAAAACAAGUUUGUGUUGACAUUUUCAGGAUGGAUUUUUUGUCAUUACGGCCUUUUUUAAUGAACUAAAUGUUUAAUUAAUGUGUGCUACUUUUUCACUUUUUUUCACUCAAGAACAGCAUGUGUCUUAACAGAACUGUAUUCACUCUCAGAAAGCUUCAAUCUGGUACAUUUGAGCUGGAUUUGCAAGUAUCCAGUAUACAGUUUUAAUAUAGAGCAUCUCAAUGUGAACCGAUUGAAAACUGACUGAAUUUCCAGAGAUUUACCCAAACAUUAUAGUACCAUCUGUGCAAGAACCUCAGCAUGCUUUGGCACAUCUCCAUUAUUUCUGAAGUCUGGCAAAUAUCACUAUAUGUGAUUUUGCAUCUGAAGAAAAAACAAUCAGAAAAUGUCUUCUCUCCACUCUAACCACUCUCCCCAUAUUUUACCAUUAAGUGUACUUGCCUGGAAUUCUUUUGAGAACACACUCGCUCGCACAUUUGCAAAGGUAUCUUUUACCAUCAAAUGAUUGUUACAGCAAUGUAUCACAAUCUGAUGACAUUUCUGCAGUUGAAUCUGUAUUGAUACUAGAAACUCUUUCAGACGUUACCAAGCUCCCUGUAAUUGUGGCGCUGAUAAGAAAAUACACUUCUCGUUGCUUACAAUGUGAAUUUCACCCCACAAUAUGACCUCAUUAGCACUGUAUUAUUUUACUAAUUGAAUCAAGUCAUUAACACAGAGGAAGGGCCUCAUGUUUUAUUGUUUUUUGGUGUGUGUGUAGCAUGAUCUUUUUGUAUGCAUUGCUAUUUAUUCUUGUAGUGAGUGUGAUGUGUGUGAUUACAAAUGACUUCAUCAUCAAAUAAAACCAGCUAGACACUUUCAUAUAUACAGUAUAUAUAAUAUUAUAUUUAUUUACAUGAUAUAUACAGUAUAUCCAAUGAAUAUAUACCAUGUGUACAAUGAUAAAAAAGGAAACUGCAAAAGUCUUUGACACCAGUGUUCUACUAUGUAAUGUGUUAUUUUUAAGGGGCAUCAUCACGUCAUGACUGAAAUCCGCAGGCUGAAUAACACUAACAGUUGCCAUUAUAAUGUAAUUGGUCUGCUACCACCAUGGCAUCUUCCCAUAUUCAUUGUAUGAGAUGUUGUCCAGUUUUACACCGAAAUGAAACAGUGACGGUUAUGUUUUUUGAGCUGUACUAUUAACGCAUCAUCCUAGUGUCCCAGACUUCUGCACUAUAACAGUACAAGACAUUCUGCGUCCACCUCAGAAUAAUGUACAAGCUUUAAUGAGGGAUGGAUUUAAUUAUUUAAUAAUGGAGAAGCAAAACAAGUAGCUUAAUGUGUUAUUAAUGACACCAGGUAUGAAAUAUCAGUGUACAUGAUAUGUAACCCUGGAUUUGCAGAGUAUUGGACGGAUUCUCACCUCAAGACUGUAGAUUGCAAGGCCUCAGCAGAGUGUGUGAUUCGUGCUGGAGUAGAAAAGAAACUGUGGGUUUGAUUAGUAUUUAUAAUGCACUUGCUCUGAAUGUAAUUACAAUUAUAUGUUUGUCACUGUCUAAAAGUAAAAACACACUUUCUGUAAAGCAAUAGCAAAGUUGAUUUAUUUGCUAGCUUCUCUGUGAUUGAACUAUUUAGACACAUUCCUUUACCAUAGCAGGAAUGUUUGUAACAGUAUUUACACUAUUAAACCAACUACUGAGAGCGUA